UGUUGUUCAAAACACGUUUGUGAUAAAUUCCCCACCGGCUCCACCAAUAAGGAAACUAUAAACUUGAACCAGACUUUCAGUUCCCUACUGUUUUUAUUUUGUGAAUAGUGUGAUUUAUUCAGGUAACAUUCAUAUCUGUAAAUCACGCAUCUAGGAUCUGUAUUUACUUCGAACAGAAAUGAAGAGGCUGUGUCUUUUGUUUUUUUUCUAUGUUGCUGCGACUGUCGCCAGUGCUGAUGAAAUGAAAGCAGCCACAGUGUACUGGGAUGCUACACAUAAGACUGUACAACUGAAAGAAGGAGUGAUAGAAAAAGAGGGGGAUGCAUAUGGAUACCUCAAUGACAGCCUCUCUCAAACGGGCUGGAGUGUACUGGAGAUCCGUGCAGGGUAUGGGGAGACCCUUGAGCAUGAUGAGGUCACCUACUUCCUUGCAGGAUACUUAGAGGGCUUCCUCACUGCACCGCAAAUGAUUAGUCACUACGCCAACAUGUAUCCCCAGCUGAUCAAGGACCCCAAAGUUUUAGGUCCAGUGGAGCGCUUUAUGGUGAAGCAGGACUCGUGGACCAGGGAGCAGGUGAAACUGAACAGGAGCUCUGAUCCUCUGUGGCACCACACUGGCUUCAUAGUUGCCCAGAUGGACGGACUUCAGGCGGGGGUCGCACACUGGGCCAAGAAACAAGGCAAAGAGCCUUUGUCCCUAUUUGCUGUCCAGUUCCUGAAUGCGGUGGGAGAUCUGCUGGACCUGAUUCCAGCCCUGGUCCCUGGCACUGAGCCUCCUCUCGGACAUUUCAAAUUACCCGGAAUGGGCCACUGCUCUGCCCUCAUUAAGAUGCUCCCUGGGUUUGAGAACCUGCUGUUUUCCCACUCUAGCUGGUAUACAUACGCUGCCACCAUGCGCAUCUACAAGCACUGGGACUUCCACCUCAGUGAGCCCCACACUGCCACGGGCAAGCUGUCCUUCAGCAGCUACCCAGGCUUCCUGGUGUCUCUGGAUGACUUCUACCUCCUGGGCAGUGGCCUGAUGAUGACCCAGACUACCAACAACGUCUUCAACACGUCCCUCUUCUCCCAGGUCACGCCCCACAGCCUGCUGGCCUGGCAGAGGGUGCGUCUGGCCCACUCCCUGUCACACACUGGGGAGCAGUGGGCCAAUACCUUCUCCAGAUACAACUCUGGCACCUAUAACAACCAGUACAUGAUAGUGGACAUGAGAAAAGUGACCCUGGGCCAUAGUAUAGAGGAUGGGGCUCUGACAGUAGUGGAGCAGAUUCCUGGCCUGGUAGAGUUCUCUGACCAAACUCAGGCCCUGCGCAGGGGUUACUGGCCCUCGUAUAACGUGCCUUUCCACCCAAAGAUCUACACCCUGAGUGGCUAUGGGAAGAUGUGGGAGGAGUACGGGGAUGACUUCUCCUAUGACCUCUGCCCCCGGGCCAAGAUAUUUCGUCGGGACCAGGCUGAGGUUAAGGACCUAGACUCCCUCAAACACAUCAUGAGAUACAACGACUACAAAAAUGACCCCUACUCCAAGGGUGACCCAUGCAAGUCCAUCUGUUGCCGUAAUGACCUGAGGGAGAAAGACCCCAGCCCAGGAGGAUGCUAUGACACCAAGGUGACUGAUUUCCACAUGGCGCAAGAGUUCAGAGCGGAGGCGGUGAACGGUCCCACGACGCAGGGUGACCUCCCUCCCUUCUCCUGGGAGGACUUCAAUAGCACGGCUCACCAGGGUCUGCCAGACCACUACGACUUCCCCUUCAUCAGCAUGCAGCCUGCACUCUUCAUGCCCUGAGAGGUUCCAUAGGGGAGGAGGGAAAAGGUUGGAAGAGUUGCCUAUGGGGUAAUGGUGGAGGGAGGUUAAUGCAGAUAGUAUUCAAGUCUAUCAUCUUUAUUUACAGUCCAAUAUAGUAAAUCAGCCUCGGGGAGAAAUGCUGCAAUAAUGAUCAAGCUUCAGGGAAUUCUUACUUUAUGUGUGUUUUGUCAGUAGCCUACCUACUUUUUUCUUCAUGCACUCAGUUGACCUAUGUCUUGUGACAUUGACUAAGAGUUGCUGCUGUACUGCUGUCAUUUAGACAUAUUUUGAAAGAUGCUGAAUCAAUUUAGAAAAUGAUUGACGCCUGGUUUGUUCGGUGCCAAAUACUAGGUUUUUAAAUUCAGGUCAAUGACCUAUACCUAGAUUGAAAUUCAGUACCCUUUGUAUUAUAAUCAAAUCCUGACCUUGAAACUAAUUACAAUCAUGUUGUCAUAUGUUGAAUUCACUAUAUGAUAAUAUCAAUGCUAUUCUCAGGGCUCUUGAUCUCAUGUUUGUUGCAUGGCCUGCUGCUACGGUGGGUGUUUCUGUUUUUAUACAUGGAAGAAUAUCUUUCAACUUUGUACUUGUUUGAUGUCUUGGAAAGCUGCACUUCAGAAAUGUAUUUUCUAUGAUCGUUGUUAAUAAAUUUGAACAGUGCCCAUAA
This is a messenger RNA of Oncorhynchus tshawytscha (Chinook salmon), 2450 nucleotides long. It is a transcript of the gene plbd1a, whose product is annotated as phospholipase B domain containing 1a. The coding region runs from base 179 to 1786 and encodes 535 amino acids. The record is from RefSeq and is a predicted model, not a curated record. Gene Ontology annotation, cellular component: extracellular region. The transcript is spliced from 11 exons. Gene Ontology annotation, biological process: phospholipid catabolic process. Gene Ontology annotation, molecular function: glycerophospholipase activity. Lineage: Eukaryota; Metazoa; Chordata; Actinopteri; Salmoniformes; Salmonidae.